UAGCCAGAGACGAUCAGAGGCAUUUUUUUUAAAGCUCUUACCUCGGAGUUAGGAGCUUGGACACCAACCGGUAUGAAAAUACACUGUUAAAAGUGUUGAGAGGAUACUCAUUUUGGGUAAUGUCCAAGCCCGAACUCAGUGGUACGACCGUUCAAAAAACUCGACUCAGGUCAGUUGAGUUUGCGACUUUGAACUUGAAAAGGGGAUAUUUGACUGACAGUCCGGUAUCAGGUUGAGGUUCUCCAUCUGUGAGUGUGGUUCACGUCGAGCAAAUGUAUGUCGAGAAAGGUCGAGGGGUAGAAUCGAACCGGGUGCCGGUCUCUUCGGCUACCAAGCUUUCGUUUUUAGGUGUGAGCCAAGCAUGUUCUAAAUUCAACCACUCGACCCGAGAUUCCUAUUGCCACAAUCAAAAAACUUAACCCUGGUCUGACACCAACAGCCCCCCUCGCCACCCCCCCUGCCCAUCGAAACGAUGAUCUCAACGAAGAAGCCAUAAUAAUAAUACCAUCAGUACUUUACAGUAUCCCCACUUUUUAACACACGUUAACGAACAUGAAUGUCAUGACAGCAACCUCAGAAAAUCUCAAUCUUCCUCUUCAACUACCUCUUGAACUCAAUGAUCAGGACAUAUCCUGAUUUGUCAUGAACGAAACCAGCCGCGGAGGAGGGGGUGGGUCCUCAAGGGACCCACCCAUUGGGGGAUUCAUGAUCCCGCCUUCCUCCGGUGCGUCCUCACACCAUUCUCAGGGAAACCAUGCCACCUCUUCGGCCAGUAACGACGACUGUGGCCUCACACCGCUCAGCCACGACUUGGACCACUUUGGCGAGGGGAUGACCCUGUCACGGCUAUUAGCUGGGGACUCGCCGGCCUGGGACUUUGACCCACUUAACCCGGGAGGUGGCGGGAACGGUCCCCACUCAAACAACAACCAGUACCGACCCUGGGAAUGUGAUCUCCCGAGUAUCACGUCCAUGGCGUCGGCGGUCAGCUCGGGCAUUCCCACGUCAGUCACCUCCAUUGCUCCACCCAAUGUCUUGGCUCCGCACGCGACUGCCGUCAGGGCAGGGCCGCUCCAUCAUCACCAAUUCUACCAGCAUCCACAUCACCCAGCCGCCCCCGCACAUCACUUCAUAGACCAAAGAUUACCCUCGUUCCAGUCGCAAUUCCACCAAGAGAAUCCCCAUGCCAUGUUUGCCGCAGCAGCCGCCGUCAAUUCCGGCCAACGAGGUCUGCCCUCACAUUAUCCCAUCUCUUCGGGGCCCAUUCAGCCCCUCAUCGAUGGACAUCAUCCAUUUCCACCCCAUGCCAGCACUUACCACCAUCUGCAGCCCAGACCCCCGACCUACGGGAUUGGGGCUCACAACUUGAACCCCAAUCGAGGGCGCAAGAUCAAUGACCGUCCUCCUAGUGCCACGAGUAGUAGCAAUAUGGUCGAGGCCCAUCCCACUCUAACCGCCCAACUCAGGAAAAAGUCAGCUCGAACCACCUCCUUGGAAGGCAUGGACACACUCGAGGCCAGGAACAACCCGCCAGAUACUCCCGGGCAGGUGGCCGCUAUCUCCUCCACCGAGCCCACCCUGGACAAGUUGGGUUCCUCCCAUCCUCUGGGAAUAGUGGGUCGCUCGGAUGAGUCCAACAACUUCAAGUCACCUGGCAGUCAGCAACCUAGCACACCAGGAUCCAGUGGCAACGGCUCGCAACCCGCCUCCAGCAUGGCCGGGGGUGGGGAUAGCGAAAAAGGCACCAAGAAGAAACGUAAACGCUGUGGCGAAUGCAUUGGAUGUCAAAAGAAAGACAACUGUGGUGAUUGUGCUCCAUGUCGUAACGACAAAAGUCAUCAAAUCUGCAAACUCAGGCGUUGUGAGCGUCUCACCGAGAAGAAACCCAAGAAACCCAACCCUCGCUCCAAAAAUGCAAAUGGCAGCUUCAACUCUGAGUUUGGUGCCCCCGUAGCGAAGGUAAAACGUGGCCGUGGGUCCAAAGCUGCAGCUGCAGCUGCCGCAGUCCCAACAUCUCGUGCUGAAGCGCCCACAGUACAAGAAACGCCCAGACCAGAAAAUAACUUGCAAACGUCAACCAAUUCAAGUUCCACAUCCACUCCAACGGGUUCAAGCCCAUUUACGAGUACUGCAGGAAGUGGUGGCGGAAGUGGUGUAGGAGGAGGAGGAGGAGGAGGCGGAGUUGGCGUGUCAGCCCCAUUUAUGGACAGCAGCCAUACCCAUACUUCUUCCUCUUGGGGGACGGCCAGUCAGAACACGCCCUCCAACCCUCCGUCGUCCUCGGGGAUUGACCCAGCCACCCAGCAGUGGCAGCAACAACACUAUCCCAUGGCUCCCCCACGAAUGACCUCCUUGGACUUUCAACAAUCCAAUGGAGGUGCCAGUGGUUCGUCAUUCUUUGAACAGGCCUUCCACCGACCUUCGCCCUCUCUAAGUAAUGCACCGGGUGGAGGUGGUCGUGUCCCAUCCAACGGAAGCUACGCCAUGGAGGCCUCUUCACUUCCUAGUCCCAAUCUUAACAGUGGAGGCGGUACUUUCCUCGGCCUUAAUGGCAAUCCGCCACCAGGAGCCACCGCUCUGGGAUACAAUUUGGCCGUGAAUACGGCACCUCAUCCCGCCCUCCGAUCGCACCCUUCGCCGCGAGGUCCUCCCACUCCAUAUUCUGCGGCAGCUGCCCACCAACAGCUGCAUCAGUCGGGAAACUCGCCGCCUGGAUACCCACCCCGUCCCACCUCGGGGAGCAGCUUACCCAGCUAUAAUAACUAUCCUCUCUCCGGAGGGUAUCCAGGCUUGAACCUAGGGACGGACCCGCCCAUACAUACCACCUCACGCCCCCAUCACUACAACGGUCAUAGCAGCCCCGACUCGACAACAGAGCUUCACCGCUAUCUGCCUCCCUUGCCAUCCAUAAUGGGACUUCGAAGCGGACCACCAGACAGACCGGUUUUGCCCCUCCCCACUCCUGGACCGCCGUCUUUUUUAGCCUGUAGCGCUGCUGAGAUGCCACCGACUCCAAGACUGCCUUCUCCAGAGGUCCUGGCCCCAUUAAUUCCUCAACAAGAAUGGCCAUCUGACCUGUCGAGAACGCUUCAGUCUGGCUUUGGUAGGAUCCCUGCAGCCCCGCCUACAUCUGAUCAAAAACGGUCCAUUGGGCACACACCAGAAGAGAAUACUCCUCGUCAGACAUACAACAGUGGUAGUGUCCAUGUUUCACCCCAAAAUAAUUCUACCUCAAUCAACAAUAGAACCAAAAGUAUUUCUCGGCCUGAGAACACAGACAAACAACAGGCGGCCAAAGAAAAAGUCCGAGCAAACUUGAAAGACGAAUCCCCGCCAUGUGAAUGCAAGUUGGAGCAUGGAUUGGAUACUGGUCCCUACUACACACAUUUAGGUGUCUCUCAAAACAUUAGAGAACUCAGAGCGGGCUUUGAGGCCAGAACGGGUUAUCAAGGCAAAGCCAUACGAAUAGAGAAAGCAAGAUAUUGCUCGAAAGAAGGCAAAACUCAGCUUGGCUGCCCCAUAGCGAAAUACGUCAUUCGCCGAUCUAGCGAGGAAGAAAAACUACUUAUUGUUACAAAAUAUCGCAAUGGCCAUACGUGUCGGAACUCAUGGAUUGUUGUGUCCAUAGUGGCUUGGGAAGGCGUUCGUGGGGACUUGGCUGACUAUUCGUAUGACAAUCUCCGACAUAAACUGGCCAAUUUUGGCAAGGAUACACAAAGACAAUGUGGAACAAAUAAACCCAACACUUGCGUUUGCCAAGGGACGGAUAGUCAAAAAGCAGGUGCCAGUUUUUCGUUUGGGUGUAGCUGGUCCUUGUUCUACAAUAUGUGCAAAUACGCCAAAAGUCAGGAUGUGAACAAGUUCAAACUCAACCAGAAGUCAAACGCUGCAGACGAGAAGGAAUUGGAAGACAAUUUACAGACCAUGGCGACAGAACUGGCCCCACUAUAUCAAGCCGUUGCUCCGGAUUCAUACAAUAACCAGGUGGCAUUCUCAGACGAGGCCCAAGAUUGCCGAAUUGGCACAGGUCCUGGCCGUCCAUUUUCGGGGGUGACAUCGGUUGUGGACUUCUGUGCUCACGCCCACAAGGAUGUUCACAACAUGAAUGCAGGUUGCACCGUGGUAGUUACGCUCACCAAACCUGAGAACAGAGUUAUGGGUGUCAAACCUAAUGAUGAACAACUUCAUGUAUUGUCUUAUUAUGCUCCUGAAUCGACGGAUGAGUUUGGCUCUCAAGAAGCACAACUAGAAAAGAUCCGUAAUGGAUCGUUGGAAGUUCUGGAGAAAUUCGAGAGGAUAACAUACACCCGCGAAGCCCCUCCAAAGCGAAGAAGCAACCAAGUCAAGGGGGAUCGCAAGAGGUUUCUUGACGAAUGGUUCAAGUCAAAAAAGAAUGGAACACCUUUCAAUCCUCUAAGCCAGCCCAAAAAGAAGUCCAAAUCAGAAAAAUCCAUCAAAGCCCUUGAAAAUGAUCCUUAUCCGGAGACUGCUCCGUCCUUCUAUCCAUCAGACAGUUAUAGCUUCACUGCAGAUUGGAUGUACGACAUAAUGGCUCAAGACUAUCCCUACGGUCCAAAUACGUUUCCCAAUGCCUCCUGGGACACGACUAUUCCCCAAACCGAUGGGGCGGAAGAGAUUAUGGGUGUUCCUACAGACCCUUGCAGCCCACCCAAAGCGCACAACAACUCAAAUAUGUCGCUCUUAUACCCUACCUUCAAUCAGUUCCCUUCAGAGCAGCAGCCCAAUAAAUACCCUCAAAGGGAGCAAUUUCACCAUCAUCAACAACAACAACAACAACAACAACAAAUGCAUUUGCCUCAACAUCAGAAUAUCAAAGAAGAGCCUUCCAAGCCUAAGUUCAACUUGUAUCACACAACAUCUGAAGAGAACUUUCAAGACCCAAAUAUUGGUGGUCUUGCAAUUGCCCUUACUCAUGGGUCAGUCCUUUUUGAAUGCGCCAAACACGAGUUGCACGCCACCACAGCCCUAAAAAAUCCAGACCGUUACAACCCAACCAGGAUUGGUCUGGUCUUCUACCAACACAAGUCACUCAUCCUACCUAAACACGGGUGGGAGGAAUGCAAAGAAAAGGCUUUGGAGAAGAACCUCCGUGAUUAUGAGGCUUGGAAGGAAGGACACUUUGUCCCUACGGCCAGGAAACUUCAGAGGAUGAAGGAGGAUGGUUUCGAGUUCCCUGAUGAAGUUCAAACCAUUUCCAAUGCCAAUGAUCUCUGUUUUGAUGACAUCCGCAAACCUGAUCUCUCUUUCUUGGGUGGUCGACAGGGCACUGAGUCUGUGUCCCCCUCAAAAAACCGCCACCAGUAACACCUGUCCGCACUUUUUCUUCAUGACGCUGCCUUAAGGCUCUUUAGUCAGUGUCGCCAUCAUGUCCGAUCUCAAAAACUCAACUCAGUUUUGAGUGGAUCUCAACGAAAAUUAAACCAUAUUUUUGGCAUCACUUCCACACUUUCCCUUCCCCAAUGAUUAACAGUCACUUUGUUUAGUUUAAAGUGUACAUACAUAAUAGUGCCCCUUCUUCUCCCCCUCUUACUUGCCCCCAAUUAUGACCUUUGUACAUUGAUGAAAUAUGAAUUAGGACUUGUUGCACUGAUUAUGUAACCGAAAAAAAAAAAUCAAUUUCUUUCAGUUUCUUCCCCCUGAUCAUGAAAGAGAAAACAAAAAAUAUCUUAAUUUCUUCCUUACCCGCGCUCUCCCCUGUACUCAAUUAAAUAGUUUGAGCUCUCCAUGAACCCACCAAAGACCGCUUCCCUCUUAUCUCAUAGCAACGUUUACUGCAACUUCAGUCUAUCAUACAAAUGAAACCAGAACUGCCAUGCCCAACAAUCUUGAUUUCUCUUCAGAUUAUUACGUCAAAACCGUGUCGCUUACCGCAUUAUUAUUGCGGUAAAUUGUUCAAAGUUGAAAAUAAACAUUAUUUUGUUGGCUUGGAACGUGGAGAUCCAGUCAAGUCAAAUGA
Tigriopus californicus is the source of this 5977-nucleotide messenger RNA. Its product is annotated as methylcytosine dioxygenase TET-like. Gene Ontology annotation, molecular function: DNA 5-methylcytosine dioxygenase activity; DNA binding; zinc ion binding. Gene Ontology annotation, biological process: oxidative demethylation; positive regulation of transcription by RNA polymerase II. The record is from RefSeq and is a predicted model, not a curated record. Gene Ontology annotation, cellular component: nucleus. Lineage: Eukaryota; Metazoa; Arthropoda; Copepoda; Harpacticoida; Harpacticidae. The transcript has 11 exons. Bases 643 to 5325 code for a protein of 1560 amino acids.